Molecule: messenger RNA, 570 nt
Organism: Humulus lupulus (European hop)
Lineage: Eukaryota; Viridiplantae; Streptophyta; Magnoliopsida; Rosales; Cannabaceae
Exons: 1
Coding region: 1-570 (189 amino acids)
Source: RefSeq, a predicted model, not a curated record
AUGGCUUCAGCAUCAACAAGAUUUGAUCUAGACAAAUUUGAUGGAACUAGGGACUUCAGCUUGUGGAAAGAAAAGAUGAUGGUCAUCCUUAUUUUCCAAAGGAUUUACUCGACUUUGGAAGUAGAGAAACAAUCAGAGAAGUCAGAGAAACAAGAGAAAAAGAAAGAUGCAGAGUUGAUUAUGAAGCAAGUUAGGACUGCUAUUGUGAUGAACCUAUCAAAUAAUGUACUAAGACAAGUCAUUGGGGAAAAGACAGCAGCUGGUCUAUGGAAGAAGUUGGAGGAUCUAAACAUGAAAAUAUCUACAUCAACAGAAAUCUUCUUGAAGGGGAAAAUGUAUGGUUUCAAGAUGAAUGCAACUUUUUCCCUUGAGCAAAAUUUCGAUGAAGUGAACAAAAUAGUUCUAGCCCUUUCAAAUAUGGGAGAAGAUAUUAAAAAGGCAGAUCAAGCUGUGAUACUCAUGAACAACUUACCCGAUCAAUUCAAAGAAAUGAUGAUUGUAAUCAUGUAUAGUCGUGAUACACUUACCUUGGAGGUUGUGAUGAGUUCUUUAAGAUCAAGAGAUGCAUAA